Phyllostomus discolor (pale spear-nosed bat) is the source of this 1074-nucleotide messenger RNA. RefSeq names its product natural cytotoxicity triggering receptor 3 ligand 1-like. Gene Ontology annotation, biological process: cellular response to lipopolysaccharide; T cell costimulation; positive regulation of T cell proliferation. The coding region runs from base 202 to 1008 and encodes 268 amino acids. The transcript has 3 exons. Gene Ontology annotation, cellular component: external side of plasma membrane. NCBI's taxonomy places the organism in Eukaryota, Metazoa, Chordata, Mammalia, Chiroptera, Phyllostomidae. The record is from RefSeq and is a predicted model, not a curated record.
GAUUGCGAAGGUGCCGCUCUCCACAGCGCCCAGCGAGAGGAGAUUUCUUCCCCCGCUGCGUACUGCUCAUUGCCUAUUAGGAUCGGGCGUUUCGUUCUUCAGGAAAAACUUGUGAGGCGGCCACCUAGGCAGGGAUUCCGGCUGGGGUCCCCGCAGACCCAAACCAAGACCCAAACCAGGCAACCGAGGCCCAAACCAGGCAUGGCCGCGGACGCGGAGGCGGCGGCAGCCCGCACACUGUGCGGCUUCGUGCGGACGCUUCUGGUCCUGGUUUUGGAGCUACCGGCGCUCAUCGCAGAGUCCUUGAGAGUGGAGAUGGCAGGGAAGACUCAGACUGUGUUGCUGAAUCACAAUGCCAUCAUCUCCUGCAAGGUCCUUGGUUCUUUACCCCUGAACAUCAAAAAUGUGGGUGUUAUCUGGUCUCGGAAGAACCCAGUGGAUGGAACAGAUGUCACAGUGUUUGAGCUUUAUGGAGACCACCGAGAAGCAUUCCGAUCAGGAGCCAGCGUGUCUCUUCAGGGGCUGGCGAAGGGGGACGCCUCCCUGCAGCUCCCUGAGGUCCAGCUGUCUGAAGCAGGAGAGUACCGAUGUAAGGUGGUGAAUACCCCUGACAGGGGCCAGGGGACAGUCCUUCUGAAGGUUGUAGCUUGCCCAGUCAGCAGCUUGUCUGUGGAGGAAGCCAAGCAACGUCUUCUGUGUGAGGCAAGUGGGUUCUACCCAAAGAACAUUAACAUAACGUGGUGUAAAUGGAGCCAGGAGAAUUCCCAGUGUGUGAACAUUUCUGAGAACGUCACCACUAAUGCUGCCAUUGCGAAUGAAGACAACACAUUUAAUGUCACUAGCUCUUUGAAGCUGAAGCGCUCUCUGGAACACAAUGUGACCUACCAAUGUAGGGUAGAGCACGUGUUCUUGUGCACCCCCGGGAGGAGGAACAUCACCAUGCCUGAGAAUGGUAAGGAUCUUCCUGGAGGUGUCCCCCACUCUUCACCUGGAGGGGGUAUAAUGUAAAACUGAGGUUCCCAGUCAGUCUAGGCCAAGAUGGGCGCCACUGGGGAAGGAGAAGAAGGCUGGUUU